Molecule: messenger RNA, 1942 nt
Organism: Teleopsis dalmanni
Lineage: Eukaryota; Metazoa; Arthropoda; Insecta; Diptera; Diopsidae
Product: T-box transcription factor TBX1-like
Exons: 8
Coding region: 1-1920 (639 amino acids)
Biological process (GO): positive regulation of DNA-templated transcription; regulation of transcription by RNA polymerase II; cell fate specification
Cellular component (GO): nucleus
Molecular function (GO): DNA-binding transcription factor activity, RNA polymerase II-specific; RNA polymerase II cis-regulatory region sequence-specific DNA binding
Source: RefSeq, a predicted model, not a curated record
AUGCAUCAAACUGCAUAUCGUGGUCCAAUAAUGGGUCCGACUGAAUGCACCAGUGGAAUAGUUUCUUCAUCAAUGUCCUUUCUGGAUAAUACAAAUGGAUUUAGCGCAAAUAUUGCAGAUUAUGGGUGCUAUGUUACAGAUUAUUGGGCUGCGCCAUACACAACGGCCUUAAGUCCCAUGAAACAAAUUGAAGCUUGUAUACAAACCGCUGGCAAAGAUCGCGCCUCAUAUAAGCCACUUGAACAUGUCGAUUCGAAAGAUAUCGAAAGCACCAGUAGCAGCAGCAGCACCGGAAGUGCAAUUUGCCGUGAAAAUGUCAACAGCAACAACAACAACAACAGCAACAAUAACAGCAACUACAAUAGCACUGAAGCUAAUAACAAUAACAAUUCUCAAACAAAUUCUAGCAAUAGUGGAAGUAAUAAAAAAUAUAAACUCACCAAGAAAGAUCCAGCAACAACAACAUCCACAGCCAAUAAAAUGAAUAAUAAUCAGAAAAAUGAUGAACCACUACAUCCAACCUUAGCACAGGCUAUUGUGGUUUUGGAGACCAAAGCUUUAUGGGAUAAAUUUCAUGAACAAGGGACUGAAAUGAUUGUCACCAAGACAGGUCGUCGCAUGUUUCCGACAUUUCAAGUGCGUAUUGGUGGUUUAGAUCCACAAGCUACAUAUAUAAUGAUGAUGGAUUUUGUGCCAGUCGAUGAUAAACGAUAUCGCUAUGCAUUUCACAAUUCCAGUUGGGUUGUGGCAGGAAAGGCAGAUCCUAUUUCUCCACCACGAAUACAUGUGCACCCAGAUUCUCCAUGCGCUGGUGCCAACUGGAUGAAGCAAGUUAUAUCAUUCGAUAAAUUAAAACUGACCAACAAUCAAUUGGAUGAAAAUGGACAUAUAAUACUGAACUCAAUGCAUCGAUAUCAGCCACGUUUUCAUAUAGUCUACCUGCCACCCAAGAACACCUCGUUGGAUGAAAAUGAACAUACGAGUCAUUUUCGUACAUUUAUAUUUCCGGAGACAUCAUUUACCGCUGUGACCGCCUACCAAAAUCAGUGUGUUACCAAACUAAAAAUUGUAAGCAAUCCAUUUGCAAAGGGCUUUCGAGAUGAUGGAACUAAUGAUGUGCCGAAUAAUACUUUGGGCAUGUCAACAAUGAGUCACGAAACUCAAGCAAGAAUGAAGCAACGUAACAACAAUCAGCAACAAACGCAACAUAUGCAACAGCAACAAUUGAAAGCAACAACCUCUAACAAUAAAGAUACUAACUUAAUAGUUGCUGAAAUGGAAAAUCAUCAAAAUGCGCUUAUCUCACAUGUAAAUGGACAUAACACAACAAACGGCACUAGUUUGACAUCUCCCACUGGUACAUCGCCAGAAUUGCUUAAUUAUCAAUGCCUUUCGAAUGGAAACGUACCCAACAAUAACAAUCUAUCUAUGCAUACUAACACUCAACAUAAUAGUGAUUCACCAAAAAUGGAUACAACACCGGCGCAUAUGAACUCACCCAAUUACUCCCAUACGCAUGCUGCAAACAGUGGUGGCAUAAUGUCUCCACAUCACACACACCAUGCACAUUUGAAUAUGAAUCUCAGUAGCAAUCAGGUAGUGCAGUCACCACAGGCACACACCACACACUCACUGGCAAAUAUAUACUCCUCCAUUGGUCAGCCAUAUUCAUCGGAUAAUAGCAAUUAUGGCGCUAUCUAUCAUCACAAUCACUACCAUCACAGCCACAGUUAUGGUGCUCCAUAUGAUAAAAUCAAAGUGGGUGGUGGUCAUAACAUGCGCACAAGUUCUGCUGGUGCCGCAACAACUGCUGUCUCGCCUUCAGCGAAUCCUUAUGCCAUGAGCAGUUAUCAGUCUUUCUACGGUUCGCCGCAUCAAAUGAUGCGACCAAAUGGCUACAUUGAUUUGGUGCCAAGGUAGGUUAUUCUGUUAUUCUGGACUA